AAGCAGCAGCCUACAGCAGUGCAGUUUACAUUGCUAUUUACUUUAAAACUUUACUAUAUACACAGCAUAAAAUCGACUCUAGUUAGUAGUGAUAUAACUCAAGAUGGAAUUAAUAUACUCCAUGAGGCGUAAGCCUCUAAAAUGCGAACCACCGCACUUCGAAAGUGUAACAGACCAUGAUGUGGUCCGACCAAUCUGCACAAUAUCAACAUGCAACAUCAUAGCGUUCUCAUCCCCCACGGAGCUGGACGACACGGAGGGAGACACGUGGGGUGGUCACGUGUAUGUGUGUGAUCUUGACACACCCUGGGACAGCCACAAAGUUACCAGCACUGUGCAUCCUAUAUCAGCACUAGAGUGGGACAUAGAAGGCAAGCAGCUGCUGGUGGCCACCACUGUGGGAGACGUCUCCGUCUACACUCAGAAGGAUUACCUGCUCAAUGAGUGGACCUGCGAGUACUCGGCUAGCUUUCCAGGUGAGCACAUAAUCCGUGCGACAUUCUUCCACAACGGACGACGCCUGGUCAUGGUAGACAAGAAGCCCGACGCGCCCAUCACUGAGAGGAUACAGGUGCUGCGCUCCACGCCUACACUAAAAGGAUUUGGCGGCGUACCAUGCGAAGGCGCCCUCAUCCUGACAGCCACAGGUCUCGUGGGGACUCUCACCCCCGAUGGGACGUCAGCACACGUCACCACCGACUGUCUCCGUCCCACCAGAGACCACAUCACUUCUGCUAGCAUCGCGCAUAAGAACGGCAGCAUAGUAAUAGCAGCGCUGUCCCGCGCGGGCGGCGCGGCGGGGCGCUGGUGCGUGCGCUGCGCCAGCGCGACCGUGGCGUCCGCGCCCGCGCCUGCGCUCGCGCUUAAACCUCUGCCUACUAUAUAUCUGCCGCAACAACCGGUGUCGGUGACGUGGUGCGGACGCGAGGACGCGGACUCGCUGCUGGUGGCGGGCAGCACGCUCGCCAUGUGGAAGCUGACGGAGCGGGCGCAUCAGGUGCACAAGCUCUUCGCUAAGGGUCCCCUACAAGGCAGCACCACGCCGGGCGGUGGACCGAAGCCGGCAAGCGACUGUUUCAAUACAUUGGCUUGGCAGAAGACAGCAGCAUGGGGUGUGGAGGGCGGCGCAGACGCAGUGGGCGCGUGCAGCGCGCGGCUCGCGUCUGCGCCGCACGCCGUGCUCGCCACGCCACACGCGCUACAUCUACUGGCGAGGGAUACACACCACUAUCUAUGCAGUCGCGCGGUGGUGUCGGCCGGCGCUGGUGCUGUGGAGGCAGCUUCUACGCCGCCCAAGAAAACCAAGUAUGGACCCAACGCUGCACCGAGUGGCGGCGCAUGCGCGAUCGUGUCGUGCGUGGAGAUGUCUGCGCUGGGCGGCGCCGUGCUCGCCGUCGACACGCACGCGCAGCUGCACCUCUACAAGCUGCCGCAGCCCUGGCAGGACAUACCGACCCCCAUGGCAGUGCAGCACGCGACGAACCUACUGGAAUACGCUUUAGUGGCCGGGUACGAUAGCCUGGACGUCUUACUCGCUUGCACCGGCGCCAACAAGCAUAACAUACUCGAACUUAUAUACGAAAGACUGACGGAAUCAUUCCAGCGGCAGCCGCCCGCCUUCCAACAAUACUACUUCCACAGCUGGCUGAAGAUGAGGAUAGCAAUUUGCAGAGUGAUCCCGACUGCGCAGAGCAGUGCGUCGUGGCUCACCUGCCUGCAGAGCGUGCAGGCGGCGUGGGCGGCGGCGGCGCUGGCGCUGCGCCCGGACGACAAGCCCGACGCCGCGCCGCUGCAGGCGCUGCUCGACGACCACGACAAGACGCUGCUGGCAAUAGAAUCGAAGCCAGAGAUCCUGCCGGAGUCCUUAUGGCUGCAGCCUCUACGCCUAGCGUUACAACGCGCCCUGGACAUCGGACUGACGGCCCUGCUGGCCCUCGCUCACCAGCAUCAGCAUCAGAUACAUCCGCACCACUACGAGCUAUGGCUGGACGCGGGCGCGGUGUCGGUGCUGCGCAAGCUGUGCCGCGUGGCGCGGGCGGCGGGGCGCGGCGCGGCGCGAGCGGCCGACGCGCUCGCCCGCCCGCUCGCCCGCCUCGCUACUGCGCCGCAGCCCAAGCAGGACCUAGUGGACGAGUGCAUUGUGCUGAGCACGCAGUGGACGGGCGCGCGCGUGUGGGAGUCGCUGCCGCGCUGCAGCGUCGCCGCGCCGCACGGGAAGAUAUGGCCGCUAUAUUUGGAGCACGGUGUAGAACCCGAAGCGUUACGAUAUAACCCCGAGCCGCCGGCGUACGCGCAAUGUGAAACGACGCCAUCCAUUACUAUGGACGCUAUACGCUACAUGUACCUGGGCGGCGGGUCCCGCCCGGCGCGCUGGCGGCAGUGCGCGCGCUGCGGCUCGCGUGCACUCGCCGCGGCGCAUCCCAACAAGCAUCCUCUACAGGGAGCCUAUGAUGGACGGUUUCUGUCGGCUUGCAGAUGCGGAGGAAAAUGGACAUUAUUUUCUAAUAUAUAAUUCUCUCAUUAGUGUGUAAGAAAUAAUACUUAAAUAAUGUAAAUAUUUAAUAAAAUAUACAAUGUUUUUUACUCAUAAA
Messenger RNA from Helicoverpa armigera (cotton bollworm), 2591 nucleotides. RefSeq names its product mediator of RNA polymerase II transcription subunit 16 (gene MED16). Lineage: Eukaryota; Metazoa; Arthropoda; Insecta; Lepidoptera; Noctuidae. The transcript is spliced from 20 exons. The record is from RefSeq and is a predicted model, not a curated record. Gene Ontology annotation, cellular component: mediator complex. Gene Ontology annotation, biological process: positive regulation of DNA-templated transcription. Bases 104 to 2512 code for a protein of 802 amino acids.